Phyllotreta striolata is the source of this 3747-nucleotide messenger RNA. Lineage: Eukaryota; Metazoa; Arthropoda; Insecta; Coleoptera; Chrysomelidae. The record is from the annotation of a GenBank genome assembly.
AUGAAUUCGGAUAGCAAAAUAAAACUCUACGAUUCUAUGCUCAAUUAUGUUUGCAUGCACAGCGAAGGCACGCUGUACGGUCCGCAUACUUCCAAAAGCACGCAAACGCAAUGUCUGGACGAGGAGUCCAUCGACAGCCUCCCCCAGGAAAUGGAGGUGGACGAAGAGGUCAAGCACAGCUUCGACAUCGAAAUGAUCAGCGGUUUGUGGGGGCUGCACCGGUUCGAGAAGAACCAAUGGUCCGCCCAAGUCAGGCCCGUCACGCGAUUGAAGCAUUUCGAGAAGCUGAAGCUAACCGAGAAGGAGAAAGCCGGUCAGUUAUCCAGAAGAAUGAUAGCCUGCUGCUUGACCUACCUGGAAAGGUCCCCGUACGAUUGCAAGAUAGCCUUGUGCAAAUGCCAAUUACCCGAUAAGGGAAUUAAAGAUAUAUCAGCACUGCGAUCCUAUCACUACCUCCAGUAUUUGAACUUAUCGCGCAAUCAAAUCACAACGUUGGAAGCCCUCAGCGAUAUGCCGUUCCUCCAAUACCUGGACGCUUCGAACAAUUACAUAGAAAACGCGUUCGACUUCGAAGCACCUCUCUAUUUAACCACCGUCAAUUACUCGAAGAACAGGAUCAAGAAAAUACCCGUACUGGACAGGUUCUGGUCUAUAGUGAAUUUGGACAUGUCGUACAAUUGCAUAAGGGAAAUCAGAGGACUUCAAAACUUGAAAUUCCUGGUAAAUUUGAACCUAUCGUACAACAGGAUCACGUUUUUGGAGAACCUGAGCAACUUGAAGCUGGCCAAGCUGAACCUGAGCCACAACUCCAUCAGCAUGGUGGAAACCGAGGACAGGGGAACGGGCUUCAACACGUUGUCGUCGUUGCACGUGCUCGAUCUGUCCCACAACAAACUGCCAACCUGCAAUUUCCUCCAAGGCAACGAGUGGCUGGAGGAAUUGUACCUCAACGACAACAACAUCAACGAUCUGUUGGAGGUGUAUUACUUCAGAUACAUGACCGAUUUGAGGAUAUUGGACCUUUCGAACAACAAACUGUGCGACAACUACCACUUCAAGGCCAUUUGCAUUCGCACGUUGCAGAAGCUGUGCGUGCUGAACAAACAGGCCAUAUUGCCGGAGGACAGGAUCGAAACGGCCACCAAGGAGAAGAUCAACCAAUUGAUUCCCGCUCACACGGCCAAAGUGCAGCUGAUGCUGCUCGAGUACCUAACCAAGCCGAAGAUCGGGGCGCACGUUUGCCCCUACGGCGAGAACAUUCCCAGCAUCAUCGUCAUCUUGGGCCCGCCGGCCAGCAGGAAGAAGUUUAUCGUCAACAAGUACAUCCAACAUUGCGAUUUCUUAAAACUGGGAAUGAGUUACACCACGCGGCCCAAAAAGAAGUACGAAGUAGAGGGUAAAGAUUACUACUUCAUCGGGAAGGAUAAAUUCGUGGCGAUGAUUCGAAAGGCCGAUUUUAUUACGGUGUCUGAGUUCAACGGUCACCUUUACGGCAUACAUUACAGCGAAUUGGAGAAAUCCAUCGAUUCGAUUUUGGUGUUCUACACGGAUCUCGAGACCGCCUUGAUCCUGAAGAUGGCCGGCCUGCAUCCGAAACUGAUACUGGCCAUGCCCCGCAGCGAAACCACCCACAUAAAGUGGAUAAAAGAAACGUAUUUUUUCGACGAGAAAGUGGAAUCCAUCGUGCCGGAGAUCAAAAUUCAAACUUGCCCGGCCUCGUUGAAGGACGUCAGAGUGGAGAUCGAAUCGGAGGAGCCCAGCAUCGACGAAGACGGCGAAUCCGACGAAAUCGACCAGAUUCUCGCGGAACUCUCCAAGCAAAAGAUAUACGAACAUAUCAAGGGCACCAAUGCGUAUACUCAAAGGGAAAUUAUGUUCAAACGUAAACAGUCUAUGCUUUCGGAAAAAAUCGACAUAGAUUUUGGAAGUACAAUAUCAUCAGAAAAAAGAAGACCAUCUAGACUUACAGAUAAAGAAUUGAAGCAUUCAAAGCAUUCGCAGUCAAACGAAUUGAUAGCCCUCGAGAAUGUCCUGAAUUGGAAAAACUACGAAGACACGACCGAAGACGACGACGCCUAUCGCAAGGAGAUGGGACUCGACGACUACCUUCGUCGUUUGUCCGAAGAUAGCACCUUAUCGAGCGUCGCAGGAACCGAACAGCCCAGCCAACGAGCCUCCGAGAGGAAGAGCCAACCCUUCUCCGAUGGUUUUACGUUACCCGAACACGAGGACGAGAUCAUCCCCAGACUGUUGCUCUCCCUGGAUGACCCCACGAUGGCUUACAAUCCUGCGACGCCUUCUGCUCGAGAUCCUGCGACGGCUUCUGCUCGAGAUUCUGCUCGAGAUCCUACGGUGGCUUACAAUGCAGAUCCUGCAACAGCUUCCAUUCGAUACUCGGGCAAAGCUUCCAUUCGAGAUUCUGCCGCGGCUUCUAUUCAAUAUCCUGCGACGCCUUACAAUGCAGAUCCUGCGAUGGCUCGCAAUGUACAUCCUGCAACAGCUUCCAUUCGAUAUCCUGGGCCAGCUUCCGUUCGAGAUUCUGCGACGGCUUCCAUUCAAUACCCUACAAUGGCUUCCAUACGAGAUCCUGCAACAGGUUCCAUUCGAGAUUCCAAUGCUUACAAUGUAGAUCCUGCAACAGCUUCCAUUCGAUAUCCUGGCGCAGAUUCCAUUCGAGAUUCUGCGACAGCUUCUAUACAAUAUCCUACGAUGACUUACAGUAUAGAUACUAACACGGCUUACAAUAUAGAUCCUGCAACAGCUUCCAUUCGAUAUCCUGGGCCAGCUUCCAUGCGAGAUUCUGUGACGGCUUCCAUUCGAGAUCCUGCGACGCCUCUCCUUUUAGAUCCUGCAAGGACUGUCAUUGUAGAUCCUGCGACUGUUUCCAUUCGAGAUCCUGCGACGCCUCUCCUUGCAGAUCCUGCAAGGACUGUCAUUGUAGAUCCUGCGACUGUUUCCAUUCGAGAUCCCGCGACGCCUCUCCUUGUAGAUCCUGCAAGGACUUUCAUUGCAGAUCCUGCGACUGUUUCCGUGGUGAUUAGCCCGAAGAGCGAGUUUAGAGACUCGAGCGAACACGUUGAAAGUACGAGCGAAGUUUCUCUGGACACCACAUUAGACGAGGCCACAAUGGAUAAUCGAAAUACGGAGCCGUCGAUAUCGAGGAAAGUGUCCUUUCCCGACAGGGAAUUAGCCGAGAGCGAAGCCGCCCCCGAGGAGGUGAGGUCGUACGAUUCGGUGGAGCCCGAGGAAAGGGGCAGGGAGCACGCGAAGAGCGUCAGCAAUACUCACAUUUUGCGCGCGAUGCACUACAGGGUCUUCGACAAUCCGAUGUUGAGCGCUUUGAGCGCUUCGGAUCUCACUAAGGAAGAGACCAAGAAGAUUGGCAGUUUGCUGGCGAAGACCACUUACAUGACUCUCGCCGAGAGAUUUGAUGCGUUCAAAGCCGAUAAACUCGGGCCGUUUGUGGCGCGUAUAUUGUUGCAGCGCAAGGAGCUGUUGAAUCUUCAUUUCGAAAACCCCGGGCUUUUUCAGACUGUGAUUUUUACCGAUGAUAAACCAUCAGUUUGCAUAGACGUGUUGAAGGAUCUCACCAAGCAAGAGGUCCAGUCGCGCAAUUUGAACAAAAUACAAAUCGAUAUUUUGGAGGACAAUCCGAAGUUCAAAGAUUAUAUACAUAAGAAAAUACUCCAAUUGAAGUUGUUCAAAAACCGCACUAAUAGUCAACACGAAGAUCUGCAUUUAAUGUAA